CGAGUAGCCUGGCCGGGUCAGUCUUGAAGUCUGCUGCGGCUGCUCUUGGUCAGCUGACACGGACCAGAAGCCGCACGUGAUCUGCAGGGAUCGUUAAUAUAAUCGCAUCCAGGUGCCGCCAUGGGACCUCUCUACGUCACGUUCGUGUGCGUGGCACUGGCGUCCCUCGCCGCCGGGGUGCCCGUGGGGAUCCCUUUCCCUCGCCUCCCCAGUGACGACUCCUACGCCCACCGCCCACACAACGAAAUCGCCCCUGACCACGUCGCCCCUGACCACGUCGCCCCUGACCACGUCGCCCCCACGCUGACGCCGAAGCCGACGGACGCGCCUCGGGUCGGCUCCACCAUGCACGCCGUGAAGUUCAUGCAGAAGUUCGGCUACAUUCCCGAAGGAGACGAAAAUGCAGACUUUCUCUUCACACGCCAGACCCUCGAGGAGUCGAUCAAACGCGUGCAGAAGUUCGGCAGCAUCCCCCAGACAGGCGUCAUCGACAACGCAACGAUCGAGCUGAUGCAGACUCCCCGCUGUGGCGUUCCUGACGUAGACGCAGACGAGGUCGUGAAGCUGCGUCGCCCCAAGCGGUACAUCGUGGGUUCUGGAGGCUGGAAUAAGCGAGAACUCACCUAUUUCCUUGCCAACUGGACCCCGCAACUUUACUCAAAGGAAAACGUACAGAAGGAACUCCGACGCGCCUUCGAUGCCUGGAGCACUUAUUCGCACCUCAGUUUCAAAGAAGUAGAGGCGCCUGAUGCAGAUAUCGUCAUUUUCUUCGCGACUUAUAACCAUCAUGACGGGUACUCCUUCGACGGCCCGAGCGGCAUCCUCGCCCACGCUUACUUCCCUUACGAGUUCGGGCAUUACGGAGGCGACGUUCACUUUGACGAGAGUGAGAAGUGGACCAUUAAACCGAAGGAUGAGUAUGCUGGCCUGGAUUUCUUCACCGUCGCCGUGCACGAGAUCGGCCAUUCCCUCGGACUCGCCCACUCGCCCGUGGCCGACUCCAUCAUGUUCCCUUAUUACAAAGGCUACACCCCCAACUUCUCCCUGGCUUACGAUGACGUCAUGGCCAUGUGGGAACUCUAUAUCAAGAGGAAGCUGGAAGGGGACGACGAGUACUUCAACAGGACGACCACCACGACGACCACCACCCCCUCCCCCCCCACGACGGACGAAGACCAUCAGUCAGACGCAGCAAAUGAUGGUGAUGACGGCGAGGGAGAUGACGUGCACAGGCGGGACGACGAACGGAAGAGGACCGACGAGGAGGACUUUUACGAGGAAGACCGCAAGAGACGCACGGAGGAGGAGAGGCGCAGGGAGGAGGAGAGGAAGAGGCACAGGGAAGAUGAAGAGGAGAAGAGGCGCUGGGAGGAGGAAGUCAGGAGGAGGGAGGAAGAGGCGAGGAGGAGGGAGGAGGAGGAGCGAUGGAGGUGGGAGCACGGGGAGGACGAGCCCGUGCCGACGACGGAGAAGCCCCCGCCGCCCGUCCCCAGCCUCUGCGACGGGGAUUUCGACGCCAUGGCGGUCCUCAGGCAGGAGCUCUUUAUAUUCAAGGACACAUACAUCUGGCGUUACGACGAGCGCGGAAAUCUACGGGACAGCUACCCAUCUUUGGUUCACAAUCUCUUCUCCGGUCUUCCGUCUUAUAUGAAGAGGGUGGAUGCUGCUUACGAGAGACCUUCUGAUGGCAAUAUUCUCUUCUUUAUAGGGAAGUAUUAUUACGUGCACAACGGCGACAGGCUGGUGGAAGGGUCACCGCUGCCUCUCACGUCCCUAGGCCUACCCGAGCGCUAUACGAAGAUCGACGCCGCCUUCUAUUGGCCUCGGGCGAAGAAAACCUACUUCUUCAGCCGCAACGAAUAUUUCCGGUACAAUGAGAAGACGAAUACCAUGGACUCAGGCUACCCGAAGAACAUGGCUAAGUGGAAUGGUCUGCCUGAUGACCUGGACGCCGUUUUCACCUGGAAAGACGGAAUGUCAUACUUCGUGAAAGGCAAAGACUACUGGAAAUACGACAACAAGCAAAUCCGUCCGUACAAAGACUAUCCUCAGAAUGCCGUGGAGUACUGGGCGGGAUGUUCCAGCUCCUCCUCCUCCUCCUGGGCGCCGUAGCGAGGCCACGCCCACUUCCUAGCUGCUGAGGGGGCACCACGCCCACCUCCUGGCCGGGGACAUCGCAAAGCUAACGAGAAAGGCGAAACGUCUUAGCUACGAUAGAAAUUUAGUUCUUCUUCAUUUUCUUUCUCUCUUUCUUAUUCUUUUUUUUUCUUUUUUUUUUUUUUUUUUAGGGAUAACACAAUAAUUUAAUUGUCUUCUCGUUUCCCUGAUUAUCAUUGAUGUUUGUUGUGGUCAUUGUGAAAGAUGGAUAUCGAGGGAGAAAGAGUGCAGGAAACAGAGUUUAAUUUCAACCUCAGUAAUAUAAUUUCAUGUUUAUCUAUUCAAAUUAAGCUUUUUGAAUGCUUAUCAAAAACCGUUUCCAAUAAAAGUGAACGUUUUCGCAACACGUCCCGUAAGGAGAGAAGUGUAUCGCUGUUUAGUCGUUCAAAAUCCAAGUGUUUAGUCUCGCCCUAAUAUUAUUCUCCUACCUUCCCUCCCUUUCCCUAUUAUUGGUCUUUCCUUUCCUCAUUCCCUUAAUCUAAUAUUGGUCUUUUUCCUUCUCUUCUUUACCCUAAUAUUGUUCUCCACAUCUUCCUCCCUUACCCC
Penaeus chinensis is the source of this 2703-nucleotide messenger RNA. RefSeq names its product stromelysin-3-like. Lineage: Eukaryota; Metazoa; Arthropoda; Malacostraca; Decapoda; Penaeidae. Gene Ontology annotation, molecular function: metalloendopeptidase activity; zinc ion binding. Gene Ontology annotation, cellular component: extracellular matrix. Gene Ontology annotation, biological process: proteolysis; collagen catabolic process; extracellular matrix organization. The record is from RefSeq and is a predicted model, not a curated record. The coding region runs from base 121 to 2112 and encodes 663 amino acids. The transcript is spliced from 13 exons.